Messenger RNA from Dimorphilus gyrociliatus, 1093 nucleotides. The record is from the annotation of a GenBank genome assembly. NCBI's taxonomy places the organism in Eukaryota, Metazoa, Annelida, Polychaeta, Dinophilidae.
AAUGAUACCGUCCAAUCAGCUUUGGACUCCUGAUUUAGUAGUAUCAAAUUUUGCUGGGGAUAAAUUCAACGAUUACAUGAUAACAAAUGCUAUUGUUCGUUAUAAUGGUCUUGUUCUGUGGCUUUUUCCUGCUUUAGUUAAAACUUAUUGCACCCUCAAUGUCAAAUAUUUUCCUUUCGACACGCAAAAAUGCGAUAUUGUCUUUAUCUCGUGGACUUAUCAUGGUUUCCAAUUGGAUCUUGCUUACAAUUCGUCGUUUGAGAACACUGUCUACUAUGUUCCCGAAAAUCAAGAGUGGACUGUUGAUGGAAUAACUGCAAAAAGAACAGAAAAAAAAUAUGCUUGUUGUAGCGAGCCCUACCCAGACGUCACAUUUUCAAUCCAUAUGAGGCGUGGUUCUCUCUUCUACGUCGUUAAUCUAAUUGCCCCAUGCUUCCUUAUUUUUCUUAUAUCAUUUCUUGGUUUCUUUCUACCUGUUGAAAGUGGGGAAAAGGUUAAUUUGGAAAUAACAAUUUUAUUGGCAUUGGUCGUGUUUUUGUUAAUGGUUGGCGAAACAAUGCCUCCAACCCCUGAUUCAGUUCCAAUUUUAGGAAUGUUCUUCUGUUCAACGAUGCUUAUGGUUUCAAUCGCUUUAGUUAUGGCUGUUGUAGUUACAAAUGUUUACUCGAAAAAGGAUUCUUUUAAAUCACCGCCCGCUGGAGUUUUAAAAAUUGCUAAAAAAUUUUAUCAGGAUAAACUUCCCGAAUCUAGAUCAGUCUCCAUUAACAUGUCAGCGAUGAGGAUAGGAAAGCACAACUGUAAUGGAAGUCAUGGAGACGUUUUAUCCAUUACGGAAAGUGAUCUAGAAAGUUUAACUUGUUGUAACUGCUGCAAUUGCCGCACACUGCCAUCUUCUGGCCAACAUAAUCUAAGACAAGGUGGACACCAUUAUCAUAUGGAUUAUGACAGAAUUCAAAUAGAGUGGAGAGUUGUUACAAAAUUUGUUGAUAGACUAUUUUUUUGGCUGUUUUUUGUCCUCUCCUGUGCUGUGCAAGCCUUCCUGUUUAGUCAAAUGGUUCCAGAGAGACCAAAACCUGAAGCCAUCCGAACAUAA